Messenger RNA from Sabethes cyaneus, 1274 nucleotides. RefSeq lists its product as uncharacterized. Bases 99 to 1157 code for a protein of 352 amino acids. The record is from RefSeq and is a predicted model, not a curated record. Gene Ontology annotation, molecular function: oxidoreductase activity. NCBI's taxonomy places the organism in Eukaryota, Metazoa, Arthropoda, Insecta, Diptera, Culicidae. The transcript has 5 exons.
AGGAAAAAGUGCAUUAAAUUUUGUUCAAGUUUUAGAAGUUAUCCAAUCUUGAUCGUUUCGAUUUAGUGAUAGUGAUCUCGUUCAAUGGUUCGUCGGAUAUGAGUGUGGCAAAAGAACCAGCAAAAUGUGCUAGUAGUGACGAUCAGUCAAAGUACCUACAGCGCUUGUUGACCGAUGGUGUGGCCGCUCCGGUGGACCGUGAUGUUGAGGCGUAUGAGCUGCAGCUACCAUCGUGGUACGAUGAUGCCAAAUUUAAAAGGGCCCAGCGCUAUUUUAAAAGCAACUUCUUUGCAAUGUUUGUGGCAAAGCUCUGCGGUUUGCUCGUCAUUCUGGCGGUGCCGAGUAUAUUGGAUGUUUUGGUCUAUACUAAGCAGUCUUCGACUGCUUUAACGGCGUACCGCCGAUAUAUCGCCACCAUUAUGCACGUUCUCAAUUGGUACUACGAAGAUCUGACGCCGGGAUCCGCAUCCUGGAAAUCCGUAGCGUUCGUUCGAAGAACGCACGUGAUGGCCAGUAAAAGAAGCAGCUCUAAGCUGGCCAGUCGGAUUAUUUCACAGAAAGAUAUGGCGGUCACACAAUUCGGAUUUGUUGGGUACAUUGUACUAGGGCACAAGAAACUCGGCAUCAAAUAUCGUACGGAAGACAUGGAAGCAAUGGUUCACUUUUGGCGAGUCAUCGGCUACAUGAUUGGUAUUCAAGACCGCUAUAACCUGUGCACGGACUGCCUCGCGACAACCGAGCAGCGUAUGACGCAAGUGCAGGAACAGGUUUUGCGCCCGGCUUUGCUUGCCCGAAAGGAAACGUUUCAACAAAUGGGAAACGCCCUCAUCGAUGGACUGUGGUGCUUCAACCCAUUCCUGGACUACGACGCAUUUGUGUUCUUCACUUCCCGACUUACGGAAGUUCCCGGCUAUCACUAUUGGCUCGAAGAGCAUCCUCCAACGGUCGGCGAGACAGCGUAUGACACCUUCAGUCGGUACAGUCGAUUUAUACUGUACUUUCUAAUACUCGUUCAUGAAACUCUCCUGAAAUUCCUAGUUUUUAGAUGGUACUUCAACAGUCAAAUGGUAAUGUCAAGAUUUCUCAUAACGUACUUCCCGUUUUUGGCUAUCUUCAAGUUCGGAAUUAGAGACGCAUACGUUAGAAUAUUAAAAUGAUUUAAUAUGAUAGGUAUAUAAGACCAAGACCAGUGAUAGAUUCCGUCCAGUUAUUAAACAUUACCCUGCUGCUUAACGGCUAAGUAGAGAUUAAACAAGUGAUAGAGUGCCUGAAUA